Molecule: messenger RNA, 1533 nt
Organism: Paramecium tetraurelia
Lineage: Eukaryota; Ciliophora; Oligohymenophorea; Peniculida; Parameciidae
Exons: 2
Source: RefSeq, a predicted model, not a curated record
AUGGAAUUCACCUUAACUGCAACAAUGUUUAGUUUCUUUGGUUGGAAUGUUUAUCUAUUAAUAAAAAAAUAUAGAGAAAGAUAGAGAUAAAAUUACUUGUAGAACUUAAUUGAUUAAGAAUCUGAAUAUCUCAUUAUGAAUGUGGCUCCAUAUAAAAAAAUAAAAGUGAACGAAGACAAAAAAGCAAUAAUAAAACCAAUUUAUACAGAGGAUGCAGAUUCAAGUUCAGAUGAUUUUGAUAUAAAUUCAUAUAGAAGAAGGAAAACAAUAUUAGAGAUAGUAAAGUAAGAAAAUUUUCUAGAGAAAACUUAUAUUGAAAAUACAAAAUAAUUUGAUAUGUUACCUGUUCUUAGUAAAAAGGAUGGAAAAUUAAAUGAAAGUAACAAGGAUUUCUCUUUUACAAAAUAGAACCAAGAAGCAAAAAGAUUUAGAAAAAACUCAAAGAUCAAUAGUGAUGAUUCUUUCCCUCUGGAUAGCCCGAAAUAAAUUCUCCAAAAUUCUAGCAACAAGGUUUCUGACAAAAAAUUAACAUAGUUUGAAUCUUCAAACUUAAAAGAAGUCCCAGAAAUCUAAGAUUUUAAGAAAGAAUCUGAUAAUUGCAUCACAAGUGUUAUUACUCAAGCUGAAUAGAUAUAAGAGGCUUAAGGCUUAGCAGAGAAUACAAAUGUUUAAUUAUAAUUUCCAAUACAGGUGUAAAAUACUUAUGAAUAGACAAAAGAAUAGCAAAAUUAAUUUAAUGGACCAUCUGAAAAUAAUAUUUUUGGUAAGUUAUUGUUUUAAUAAAAACCUAAUGAAUAUGAACAAUCAAAAUAUCCAUCCCCUAAAGGUUCAAAAUUAUUAUCACCAUAAUAAAAUAAUAAUCUAUUAUUUUAAAAAUAAAAGACAAAUAAUACAAAUGAUGUCAUAACAUUUUAAUUAAAUCAAAUACCUUAACUUCAAGCAUAGACAUCAAAUAAUAGCUUAUAAAUUUAAUAAUAAUAAUUAUUAUAAUAGGCAUAACCUUAACCUUAAGAAUUAUAAUAACCAUAAUUAGUAAGAUCAUAAUAAUAGUAAAUCUCUUUAUUUUAAUAAAAUUAAACUCAACCUUCUAAUAUAACUUAAAUUCCUGAUCUCAGUCUUGAUUAAUAAAAUUAAGAUAAUUAAAACGGCUCAAGUGUCAACAAAAAUUUAUUCCCUUCAAGUUUCACAUUUGGAAUCAACUCUAGUGCUUAAACAAAUUCAAAGGGAGGAUUAUUUGACAGCUUGUUAAAUAAUAAUAGUGCUGGAUUAUUUGGAAAUUCAACAACAACACCCAUUAUAAAUGAAGAUUAAUCUAAUAAUAAUAAAUAAAAUUUGUUUUUACAAUAAUCUUAACCCACAUAGAGUGUUCCAAUUUUGCCAUAACCUAACAUAGGAACCUCCUUAUUUGGUAAUAACCUCCCUACUUAAUAACCAAAAGAACAAGUCCAGUAGAAUUAAGUAGGUGGGCUGUUUAAUUUUAGUUUAAAUACUCAAACUGGAUGUAAUUUAUUCCAAAAUUUACAAAAGAACUGA